UGUUCUUCAGAGUUCUCAGCGGAGGGGUCCCAGGACGUGAUUAGCGCCUGUACUGAGCAGUGGCAGGGACUGGGAUAGUGAAAGUAAUGUAAAUUAUCUGAAGGAGCCUGCUGGUAGGAUGGUUAGAGAAAAUGUCUGGAUGUUUGUUCCUACUUUAUUUCAGUGAUUCUCUGUCCUGGCUGCCCAUUAAAAUCACCCUGGGAGCUUUUAAAAAUAUACCACUCGUAGAAAUUCUGAUUUAAUUUGUCUGGGGAGAGGCCAAGCAUGAGUAUGUUUUAAAGCCACCCAGUGAUUCUUGUGUAGCCAGGGUAACAAACCACUGCAUCUCCCAUGGCCUGUGAUGCUAUAAUAAUCAGCAAGCAAUUUUUGACGCCUGCUGUGUGUCAGGUACUGUGCUGUGAGCCAUACAAGCAUCAGGCAGUUGAAAAAACUUUAGAACAAGUGACAAAGAUAUUAGAGUUUGGUAUAUUUAAACUAUUCUGUAGCUGUACAGUUUUGUGGAUGGCAAGUGGGAAAAUAAUUUUAAAAGGUGAUGUAUUAAAAAAAAAGUGAGUAUUCUUAAGGCAUAGUUAAUUUAGAAUUGGUCUCAGCUGCAUCCUUAAAAUCCCAAGGCAUAACUUUUUUCUUUUUUAAAUAGGGAAUAACAAUUUUUUUCUCGUUACCUUCUCAUGAGUGGGAAUUGACUUGAUGGCAGUGGGUUUGGUUUUUUGGUUUGGUACCUUCUCUCAAAUUCCAAGUUCCUUGUUAAUGUCCAAUGUUCUUUUGGCCAACAGCUUGAUCCCACUAGGAAUGGCAGCCCCAUCUAUGAAAGAAAGGCAGGCUUGCUGGGAAGCUCGCGAUGAGUACUGGAAGUGUUUAGAUGAGCGCAAUGAGGAUGCUUCUCAAUGCAAGAAGUUAAGAAGCUCAUUUGAAUCAAGUUGUCCCCAACAGUGGAUAAAAUAUUUUGAUAAAAGAAGAGACUACUUAAAAUUCAAAGAAAAAUUUGAAGCAGGACAAUUCCAGCCUUCAAAAACAACUGUAAAUUCCUAGGCUGCUCCUGAACAUUUCACAAAGGUUGAAACUGUUCUUUCUGGACAUUCAAAAAUGCUCCCUUGACCUUGGGGCAAUAGUAAAUAUCAGUACUGUUUGAAUCAUGGUAAAUGUCAAUACUUGUUCCUUAUCCACAACUCUUAAUAAGUAAAAUGGUCAAAUAACAGAGGAUUCCACCAUUCAGACUAUGAAGAACUGAAAUAAAGUGUGUAAAAUAUGCGUAGUUUUAAUUUCAUAAGAAACCUAUAUUUUAAGAAAAAAAAGCCUCUCAUAAAAACAUAGUAUUUUAUUGUUAGAGGCUGGGUAGUAGGCAAAUAUGAUAGAUAUAGACGGAUGCUGUCUUAGGCUGGGUUCUCUAGAGAAGCAAAACCAGUGAAGCAUAUGAAUAUAUAGAGAGACUCAUAUCAAGGAAAUGGGUCGUAUGGUUGUAGAGGCUGGAAAGUCCCAAGUCCGUGGGUCAGGCUGGAGGCUUCUCCUGACUCAGGUAGCUGCAGGGGCUGGUAAACCCAAGAUCAGCAGGUUAGACGGCAGGCCUCUGGUGCACAGGUUAUGGAGGCUGACGAAUCUCAACAUUGGCAAGUAAACUGCUAGUUUAAGUCCGAAGAACCAGAUGUGAAAUGAAAGGAGCCAACUACAGGAUCCAGAGCAAGCAAAAGCCGGCAAGCUUUGCCAGAAAGUCUAUCUAUAU
Trichechus manatus latirostris (Florida manatee) is the source of this 1717-nucleotide messenger RNA. RefSeq names its product cytochrome c oxidase assembly factor 6 homolog. The record is from RefSeq and is a predicted model, not a curated record. The transcript is spliced from 2 exons. Gene Ontology annotation, cellular component: respiratory chain complex IV; mitochondrion. Gene Ontology annotation, biological process: mitochondrial ATP synthesis coupled electron transport; respiratory chain complex IV assembly. Lineage: Eukaryota; Metazoa; Chordata; Mammalia; Sirenia; Trichechidae. The coding region runs from base 688 to 1029 and encodes 113 amino acids.